GAAGCUUCUCCGCUUUCUUUUCGGCAGCUGGCGUGAGGUUCUGGAAUUCCAACAUGGCAGUAGAUGUGGUCAGUAUUUCUAUAGUGGUCAGUCUCUCCAGCCCUGACUUGGAAGCAUUCCAGAACAUCACCGACUCGGAGUAACCCUCAUCCCCCGCUCUGAGCAGCACGGCUGGACGCUGUCGCCGUUCUCCGGCGCUGAACAGUUUGGUGUUCCUGUCCGCUCAAAGCACUGUUUAUUUGCAUGUGGUGCGUGUCCUCCAACUUACUGGAAACUCUUCACGCUUUGUGGAAACCACUGAAGUGAGCCUUUCGAUCCUUUCUGUCACUCUCAAUCACCUAGCUGAUGUCAAGCAAUAUGAUCAGCGGUGUAUAUGGCGUGACCAUGCAGUGGAGCCCUGAGCAGUCCCAGUGGGCGGAGCAACACUAUGACAUCACCUCCACCACUCGUUCACCAGGGCAUAAGAUCGAAGCACUUAGGGAUCCAAGGCUAACAGGUUCGACCUCAGCUACAGUGUAUCAACAUUCGUGGGCAAACGAUGACAUUUCAGCUCUGACAGCUUCUAACCUGCUCAAGAGGUAUGCAGAGAGAUAUUCUGCCAUUCUGGAUCUACCCUGUGAGAGUGGACUUAUGGGAUACCCAGACACAGCCAUCUCCGUUAGCGUUAGAGGACCCAGUGUGAUGAAUAACGGGCCGCCCCUUCUUAAUGGACGGAAAGUGGAGGCAGAGCCUUGGCUGGAAAGUGUCUACCCUCCGUUGGGUUGUGUCCCCGAGCUUCUUCCCAAAGCACCACUCAGUGUGACGGAUGUGUCUGUCAGUGCAUGUAACUCACCAGUUAUAGGCAGUGGGAGUCUUACGGAGCCUUGUUUCUCCAGCAGUAGUUGUAACAGUCAGUCUGGGAAUCAGGAGUACAGCAGCACUCCCUACAGCACUCCCUUCCUGCAGCCUGUAGGCACUUACGGUGGCUCUCUUUUCCACCCUACCCCUUCCCAUGCCAGUCUGGUAUCAACCUACAAUGCUAACACCUCACCAAACUUAGCUGCAUACAGUUACCCUAACCCCCGUUACCCCUCACAGGCCGUUCUUCCUGCUGGCUACAGUCCUCCCCCUCCUCCUUCGGCAUACCUACCUGCAGGUAUAACUCCUCCUAACCCUCUUACAGCUGUGGGAUACUCAUACCCAGCCACCAGUGUCUCUGAAAGCGAUGCCCCAAGUGCUAGCAGCCUUUCCAAGUCGUAUUACCCAUCAACUCAGAGCGAGAUUGGAGUGUUUGAGGAAUUUGAUUUUGGCGGCAACUCUAAUUCAGACUCUAGGUCUGAAGGCAGCCCCCUAUACAGACCUUCAGGAGAUGAAACGGUAGACAAGCAAAAUGGUUUCAACCGAUCGGCUGAUGUAACAUCUUCAUCGUUCAAGCCAGCUAAUCACGGAGACUCUUUAAGAAGCUUGGAGAAUCUCACGGUAGCCAUGAGCGGACGGAACAAUGGUACAUCUGGACAACACUUCCCAUCUACCUCAACUUCUGUUGUCACUUCUCAUCAACAUCUCUGCCUUGACACAAACACACCUUGAGCGGCUGUGCUCACACUCAACCAGAAGUGCUUGAGCUGAUGAAGUGUGAGUGCUCCCCCUAGUGGAUCGGAGGUAGAGGGACUUGCUCAAAGCCAUAGAGUUGGGGUUCAGUGCAAAGGGGGCCUCAAAAUACUGGUGCAGUAGGGGAAUUCUGCCCAGAAGGUUUCUCCAUUCUGGAAAGAGGACAAUGAUGCUUAUGCCCCUCCUAGCUGAGUUUAACAGGUCACUGUGAGACACUGACCUCUUCACUCUGAUGGAACGGACAGACCAGUAUAUCUUCCAUGAUGGACGCAUAUAUCUGAGGGAUGAGAGGGAUGGAAAGAUUUCACUCCUUCAUUCCAAAAGAUAGUAGAGUACAUCAAGGGAAUUUAUAUAUCUAAUGGAUGCGUUGCGGCUGCAUUGGGGACAAGGAGUCACGGUAACAGAUGUGGUGGUUGGACACUAGCUUUGGUUGACCGUAUUGCCAUGGUGUACAUUCUGAGUGUGCGUGUGUGUUUGUGGCCUUGUAAUGGUUAUUUAUGUGGUGAGCUUUAAUUGUAAAUCCUGUUCCCCUCUUUCCACAGGAGAAUGACAAAUCCUGAUUGUUUUAAAAAAUCCAUGUGCGUGAGUGUGGGAGAGAUAGAUAAAACCUCAGGAAAGUGUCUGUCAGAUAAAUGGCGUAUAUGCCUGUGUGUCUAACAUAGAAGAAGAGGGCGUUUUCACGUACCGUCCUUAGAACAAACCCAAUUCAAUUGACUUGAAACCAGGUGGUCCAAAGCAAAAUGUUUUUGUAUGCACUUUUGCUGCAUUUUAAUAGAGGAUACAAGAUCAUUCUAUGAAAUAUUAUGCAAAAUUUUUUUUCAGUCCUUUAGGUUCUUAAAGCUGCUGCGUGUAGUUUUUUUCCUGUGAGAAAUUACAUUCUCCUUUCGUAGGUUAAUAUGCAGACGUAACAGUCAGUUAUUUGUAUGUUUGUUCCCAAAAAUGUAAUCACUGUGGUUCUGUGGCGCUUUGUUUGAGUGUCCCAACCAACCGACAAUGGGCUUAACGAUUGGUGUGAAUUUGGUGGCGAGACAUGUCAAGUGGAGGAGAAUGUUUGAAUUAAAAAUCUUUAUUUUUAUAAUUCCAAAUGAAAUUACAAACUGCAGCUUUAAUAUUUGCUGUUCGAUUAAAAUGUGUAGUAGAUAAAAAUUACAGUGCUGUUCAGUUUUUUUCCACCAAUUUCUGCUGUUGUCUCAAUGUUGUAGACUAUCUUUGUCUAAAUGUUGAGUGAAACAUUACUGCAGACAUAAAAACAAAUGGAAUUCAGACUAUUCCGGCUACUUCCUGAGACGGUCCUGGCCUGCUUGGCCACCAAAAAUAAAACAUUGCCUUAAGGGCCAAGUGUGAAAAUGCUCAGUGAGAAGGAGAGCGCAUGACUUUGCGUGUUUGUCUUCACUUUAGAUUUUGUGCAUUUUUAAAAGUAGAGUUUACUUUAUCCCAAGCACUGGAAAUAUGUUUGGCUGAGCUCACUACAAAUCUUUCUGUUUACUUCCUUUCCCUUCUUUGUGAACCCCGUCAAGGGGAAUUAAGAUAUUAUACUUAUUUAUGAAAGUCGAUCACCAAAGCAGCAGUGUGGGAGCCAAAUCACAAGGAAAUGUUCAGCCAAAAUCACUCCCUCUGUGUGAAUACUUUUUUGCCGGUUUUAUUUCUGUCCAGUUUCAGUGCAAGAGGGUAUGUUGGCUUCAUUCCAGGAGACAAAUGGAAGGAAUUCCUUGAAAAGGCUGCUUAAAGAUCCAUCAGGUCAAAAUUGAAUUGUGAAUUGAACCAAAUCGGCUGAACUGAAUGGAAAAAACCCCAAUCAUGAUGAUGAAUCACGCUCUGCAAUGGAGCGCAUCAUUGUUUCCGUGGUAUUACUGUGUUAUCACAUGCUCAGUCUGUUCAUAACUUUCCUGUUGAUCGCAAACUUUAAGCUAAAAUGUGAGAGUUAUUUAAGUUAUUGUAUAGUUUUUGAAUGAUUAGGACAUAAACCAGUACACUUUUUCUUACUUUACCACCCACAUUUAUAAUUGUCUAGAUGAAAGCACAGGCAUUAUUUAAAUGGGUUUUUUUUCAGCUGUUUGCCAAAAGUGCCAUUUAUAUUUCUUUGUUUUUAAAAAGAAAUGUUUCUUCCACAUCACGAUUUAAUAUUGUGGUCAUUUGGAGGGUUUACCUGUUUUAUUCUGUCGACAGAAAUUCUGUCUUUUCUGUUUUGUCUUGAUCAUUUUGAAAAUUAGGAGAAUUAUUAAAUGAUCAAUAUCACAUCAGUUCCUGAUCUGUCGUCUUAUUAAAAGGGUUUAAAAAUUUAGAAGUAAGGCAUUAAGAGGCUUGUUUGCCUUUUCACAUAAUUUUAGUAGAUAGUUCUAAAUUCAUUAGUCUGUAGCAUUUUAUGCAAAACUCAAUUCCUAAACCUAGUGAGCACACUCUCAAACAGCCAACAUCGUACAUUAAAAUUUGUGUACACGCGCUAUGUUUUUUGUUAUGAAGUAGUUAGCAACAUGCUAACCUCACUAUUUACAUACCAAGUCUGAGUGUUUCUGAUGAUCCAUUUGAGGUUGAAUUAUUAGGAUGUUGCUUAUGUAGGCAACCAGUCUGCUUGCCAGGUUUUGGAACCGAGUUAUUGUCAACUUUUGGCAACCAAUAAAAGACUCAGCUGUAAUUGGAAAAAUGUUGGAAGAAUCCUGAUGUACCCAAACCCCUCGUAUUCUGUACUUUUUUUCUUUCUUUUUACUUUUUUACUACAGAAUGUGACGUAUAACCAAACUGAAUUAAUGGGUCCUCAAAUAAUCCUUGUGUACAGCAGAGGUGAGAAUGGAAAACUGUACAUCAUAAUCAUAUCAUAAGGUUGAUUUCCACAUGAACAAAACCUUGGCCAGAAACCUCUGAAAUCCUGUAGUGUUUGCAGUAAUGGUGCACUAAACUAUCUAAAGGUGUUUUGUUGUAUACACCAAGACUUGGACAGCUGUGUUUGGUAUUUCUGAGUGCUGGAAUUGGUAUUAAAGGUGAAUUACAACCACACAUGAUGUUACACUGUGUUAAUACCACAUUUAGUGGUUUAGUGACUCCUUUCUCCAUUUCAAAAUACAGCAUUUUACAGCGUAUGUUCUCAAUAUAUAAAAUACAGUUACAGUUAGAACUGAUUUGUGAGUUAUUGCGGUCAAAAAGAGAGAGCGUGUGUUGCCAUAUUCUCAAUCGACUCUAUUGUGUUUGUUUUCAUGACUUUUGGAGUAUUGUAAACAAUUUGCUAAUUAAAUAUGUUUAUCUUAAGGCUUUGUUUGCUGUGUUCAAUGGAUUUGAAACGCUGCUUGUGGGGUUUACUUUUUGGACAAACACAGAAACAUUCAAGUAAACAUUUAUGCUAUAAGUGCACAAAUAUAGGUGUGAAUCAAUUUUUUUUAGAAAUAGUGUUUGGGUUAUGCUUAGUCUGUACUAAUUAGCUGUGGUAUGCAAAAGUUUGAGCACCCCUUGCAGAAUCUGUGAAAAAUCUUAACAAAAUAAGAGGGAUUAUACAAAAUGCAUGUUAUUUUUUGUUUAGUAUUGCCUUGAGUAAGAUACUUUACACAGAACAUGUUUACAUAUAGUCCACAAGGCAAAAUAAAUAGUUAUUAAAAUAACCCCCCUCAAAAGUUUGGGAACCCUUAGUUGUUAAUACUGUGUGUACCUGAAUGAUCUACAAUCUUUUGUGACGGUUGUUCGUUAGUCCCUUGUUUGUUCUGAACAAUUAAAACUGAAAACUGUUCUCCAUGUCCUGCAGAUUCUUCAGUUUUCCAUCAUCUUUUAUAUAUUUGAACCCUUUCCAACAGUUACUGUAUGAUUUUGAGAUCCAUCUUGUCACACUGAGGACAGUAUAGGGACUCAAACACAACUAUUUUAAAAAGCUCAAACAUUCACUGAUGCUCCAGAAGAAAACAAGAUGAGAUAAGAGCAGGGGGGUGAAAACAUUUGAACAGGAUGAAUGUGUUUUCACAGAUUCUGCAAGGGGUGCCCAAAUUUUUGACUCUCUCUCUUUGACUUCACUACU
Messenger RNA from Puntigrus tetrazona (Sumatra barb), 5584 nucleotides. RefSeq names its product fidgetin. Lineage: Eukaryota; Metazoa; Chordata; Actinopteri; Cypriniformes; Cyprinidae. The coding region runs from base 346 to 1569 and encodes 407 amino acids. The record is from RefSeq and is a predicted model, not a curated record. The transcript has 3 exons.